Messenger RNA from Clonostachys solani, 1737 nucleotides. Lineage: Eukaryota; Fungi; Ascomycota; Sordariomycetes; Hypocreales; Bionectriaceae. The record is from the annotation of a GenBank genome assembly.
AUGAAAGAUGAUAUCAAAUACGAAGAAACAAAUCUCCGAUCGCCGGACACCUGGACCGACUCAACCAGGGUUGAAAGCCGCGAUGAACAACUGGGAUCGACGCGAAGAGGCCUCAAGGGUCGACACAUCCAACUCAUUGCGUUAGGUGGCACGAUUGGAACUGGCCUUUUCGUGGGUUCGGGCGCAACCCUGGCUCAAACCGGGCCUGCUUCUUUGUUAAUAUCAUACAUCGUUAUGUCAGCCCUGGUUUGGAUUGUUAUGCUUGACCUUGCCGAAAUGACAUCCUACAUGCCAAUUAAAUCCCUGACCGUUCCAUAUCUCGUGGAUCGAUUUGUGGACAAGAGCUUGGCUUUUGCGACAGCGAUCAAAAUCAUGGCAUUUACCAUACUGAUUAACCUGCUUAUUAGGAUGGAACUACUGGUGAGGAGAUUUCCCACCCAACUUUCACUGGGCAUCCCUCUAAUGGCCUGGCCAACUAGGAUCGCAUACACGAUGAUUCCGGGAGCCGAGGCUACAGCUGCAGCGGUUGUCCUCGAGUACUGGACAAGCGCAGUGCCAACUGUCGUCUGGAUUACAAUUGUCCUCGCGGUCAUUCUGUUGCUGAACCUGGUUACGGUUGCAAUUUUCGGAGAAACCGAGUUUUGGUUUGCCUCGAUCAAAAUCCUGGCCAUAAUCGGUCUGAUUAUCCUCGGAGUUGUGCUCUUUUUUGGAGGAGGGCCAGACCACGAUCGAAUUGGUUUCCGAUACUGGGAAGACCCGGGAGCGUUCCGUGCGUAUCUUGUUCCGGGGCCUAAGGGGAAGUUCCUUGGGGUCUGGAGCGCGUUGGUCAAGGCCGGGUUUUCCUACAUCUUGUCGCCGGAGCUCAUCACAACAACAGCAGGAGAAUGCCAGGCGCCUCGACGAAACAUUCCCAAAGCGGCACGCAGAUACAUCUACAGGCUUAUUUUCUUCUACGUGAUAGGUGCCCUGGUCAUCGGCGUCCUCGUUCCGUAUAAUGACCCUCGCCUUCUCGGAACGUCCAACGCCUCUGCGAGUCCAUUCGUCCUGGCCAUCGAGAACGCCUCGAUCCCAGUUCUCGAUCAUAUCCUCAAUGCCGUGAUUCUGACAUCCGCUUGGAGCUCUGGAAAUUCGAUGCUAUAUGCCGGAUCGCGAUUACUCUACGGAAUGGCGUGCAAUGGUGACGCGCCGGCCAUUUUCAAGAGGUGUAACAGGUUGGGGAUUCCCUACAUGGCAGUCUUGGCCUCUUUCUGCCUCGGCUUGCUGGCAUAUCUUAAUGCUUCCAGUGGCGGUGCCGAGGUUUUCAACUGGUUGGCGACGGUCACGACGGUCAAUGGCUUGUUGAGCUGGUCUGUUGUGUUAUUCACAUACCUGCGUUUCCGCAAGGCGGUGCAAUACUAUGAAAUUCAGAAUCGUCUCCCUUUCAAAAGUCCGUUCCAGCCAUACUCCACGUACAUCUCGCUCGCCGGAAUGGUUCUUCUAUGUAUCACCAAUGGCUUCGCCAACUUUAUCCCUGGCAACUUCUCAACCGCGAACUUCCUCACUUCCUACAUUACGAUUCCCAUAUUUGUUUUCGUCUAUCUUGCGCACAAAUUUUUCUACAACAAGGGCCCAUGGGUCCGAUCAGAGAAGGAAAUAGAUGUCUUUAGCGGGCUAGAGGAAGUGGAGGAGGUGACUGCGAGAGACGUUGAGCCAAUUCCCAAUGGAGUAUUUCAAAAGAUCUGGUUUUGGAUUUGCUAG